AUGGAGGAAUAUUCCAGAGGAAAAGUGUUAAAGUCUGUCGAAGGAAGUAUCCUGGUUUUAAUGAACGCUAUAGCAAUUUGCGGCAACAUUUUCGUUUGCUGGGCAAUUUACAGAAAGCGAAAAACCUUCAGUGUGCUUUAUUUAUACAUCUUAGCGUUGGCAAUAUCAGACUUAACAGUCGCCAUUACUUGUUUUCCUUUCUGCAUUGAAGCCUUUCUAGCAGAUAGAUGGCUACAUGGCCACGCAAUGUGCCAAUUUAUCGGAUUUACAAUCUACUAUUGGGCGGGAGUCUCUGUUCCUAUACUCGCUCUGACAGCGGUUAAUCGCUAUUUUCGGGUUGUAAAAACACACAUUUACCAAAAUUUUUUUACGAUAAAGUCCAGCGUGAAAAUGAUAUUAACUGUAUGGGCGCUAACCCUGUUUGAUGGACUGAUAUCAACUUUUGUUGGCCCAGUUAUAUACAAGUACAACCCAAGAUAUUUUUUCUGUAUUGGAACAUUUGUAAGCAAAGCGCAUGAAAGAGCCAUCGGUUUAUCUCUGCACCUAAUUCACGUUUUCAUUCCGCUUCUCACAAUCCUUUUUUGCUACUCCAAUGUAUUCUUUGCGAUACGUCGACAUAAAACGAACGUGACGCCCUCGCUCCACGCGGGUAAUGGUCAGCAGCUUGCAGUUAACGCGUGGGAAAUGCGUGUAACGCGAUUGCUGUUUCUUGUGGUCGUUGGGUUUCUUCUUUGCUGGAUUCCCGUCAUUAUUAUUGGGUUACUAGCGCAUUCGUCUUCCCUCAAACUACCUGACUCUGCUUACGAAUUGUACACUUUCUUUGCCUUUGCUUCGGCGGUCAUCAAUCCCAUCAUAUAUGGAGUGGCUAACCGUGGAUUUCGGAGGGAAUUUAUUGGUAUUUUUCGAUGCUGUUAA
This is a messenger RNA of Porites evermanni, 915 nucleotides long. NCBI's taxonomy places the organism in Eukaryota, Metazoa, Cnidaria, Anthozoa, Scleractinia, Poritidae. The record is from the annotation of a GenBank genome assembly.